AAAGAAAUGAAUAUUUUUCGAAGAAUCCUUUUGCAUAAAAAGAAAAUUAAUUUAAAUUGACUAAAAUUUUAUUUGUUUUGUUAAAUUUAUUUUAAAAUACAUUCGUUUUUUAUAUAUCUGUAGAGUUUUUAAUCCAUUCUAGUCGAAUUAUGCAAUAAUAGUUCAUUGCCUAAAUGAUGAAACAGAGAGGAAGAGGAUGAAGAAGCGGAGAUUUACAGCAUCCUUUCUCUUUCUAUUUCAUAAAUUUCGUAUUACAAAAUUAUAAAAUGACAAUAUUUUAUCAUUUUUAAUUAAAAUAAGUGCGAAAUUAGCACUUUGUGUAUGAUAUUUUUAAUAUUUUAAUAUGUAUUUUUGUGCUUUGUAAACGUGAACAAAUACAAUCUAUACUGUUGUAUUUUAUUAAAUAAUUCGUUUAUCACAAGCGAUAUUUAUUCGUUUAGUUUCUAUUUCUAACGCCAGGUGGCGGUAGCGUAGCAUCGCGUGCUAUUUAAUCACCCUCUGAUUAAUUAUACAAACAAAAGUAUGUCAAGUAUAUACAUGAUAUAAACAAUGAUAUUAAUCGCAAGGGGAAAAAUGGCGCUGUCUUCGUAUUCUGGGUAUAGUUUUCUGAUAUAUAUAUAUAUACAUAAAAUCAGAUAAUUUCGACAUUUAUUGAUAAAUUUACCAUUAUUAUUGUAAUAUUUUUCGUGUGAAGUUUUUACUUUAAUUGUAUUAAAUAAUCUAAAACUAUUCGAGCUUUAUUUUCUUUUAAUUUUUUUUUCAUGUUUACAAAGUAGAAAUACUGAAAAUAACCCACGUUUACAAUUAUCUCGUGUCCUUCUUUGUCUUUAACUAUUUCCAUCGUUGUAUGGAUGGCUACUUCUUAUCAAACAUCUCCAUUCGUUUCUUUUAUUUAUCUCUUUCCAGUCGGAUCUAUAAAGGAUAAUUUAUAGGAAAAGGGUUGUCCCUAUUCCUAUAAAUCACCCUAUAUACAAUCCUUCCAUUUUCUUCUUGGUUUAGGGAGAGUAAACCCUUCAACUCUUGCCUCUGUCAUCCUCCUCCUUCUUCUCCAUCAGAUCACAGUUUCAUCUUUUCUCUUGACUCCCUGUUUUUUCUAUUGGGGGCCAAGAGACAGAUGAAACAGUAAUCUGAAAGAUAAGAAAAGUUUCUUCCUUCAUUCAUCUUCUCCAAUACACCCUUUUCCUUCAGACCAACCUUUAUAUUACCUUCAUUACGUAUAUAGGCUGAAUUUAGAGACUAGUUAUGGUUCCUAAAGUAAGUCCUAUCCCUCUAACAUAUAAUAAUAAAUCUAUAAUCGGGUAAGAUGCUUUUUUUAAUUCAAUACUAAAGGAAAAUCACGUAAUUUUUACGAUUUCUAACGGGGGAUAUCGAAUGAAAUUUGUCAUAAAGAAUUAUUCAUUUUACAGUUCAGAAUCAAAUUACUGAAUUAGAAUUCCGAUCAUUGUAUAUAUUAAUCGAGGUAGUAGCAUAGAAAAAUAUCACUCUUCCACUAGAAAUAUUCAAGUUCGAAACCCAAUAGGGAAGACCUCGACCUACUUCCUCUCCUGUCGAUCUUCCUAGAAACAGAUUAGUAGAUAAGAAAGGUAUAUCUUGUGUGUUGAACAAUAAGAAUAAGGAUCUUAAAUACGAGGAAUGUCUUAUUUUACUUAUAUUUUCUCAAGGCAUAUCUCUAUAAAUCACGAUUUUUUUAUGUUUAAUGAAAGUGUGGUGUUGACAGGUUAUUUUAAAUGAUUAUAUCAAUAAUAAAAAAUAACAACCCAAUUCGUUAAUUAGUUAAUUAACUCUUAACUCAUUAACAUGCUAAUUAGUUAAUUAUGCAUUCAAAAUUUCUUAAAUAAGUAUAAGAAUAAUUCAUAAAAAACAGUUAAAAAGUUAAUAUAAUUAUUAUACAAAAUAUAAACACUAUAAAGACUCGGCAUUCCCAAAAAUAGCUUAGCCCAAAUGUCAGUUAAUUGCUGUUAAGCUUUAAUUGCUUUCUAAAAACUCCCAACCUUCGCACGGUUAACUGAUAUUUGAGCCACCCCGUGGUGUUAAAAAAUUGAAAUAAACAUCCCCCUCUCCAUACAAAUAAGCAUAUUAAUUAUAUAAAAAUCUACGAAAGAUAAUCGACAUUUUAAAAAAAUCUAAUUAUAAUAAUAACAAUGUUAGAGAAAACAAUUCGAAAAGCAACUUGACGUCAUGUUAAUGAAUCUCCAUUUCGUGAAAAAUAAAAGAGUGACGUCACACGAAAGUGUUGGGAACUGGUCGAAGCAGUAAGUAAGAUGUACUAAAACCCGAUGAACAAUCGUACAAGUAAGUGAGUCAAUUAGAGGAAGAUCAAUUGUGAUGUUGACUUUAAUCGUAUUGUUUGCACUCGUUGCGAGUAUAUCCGCUUUAUCUUGUCCUUGCCAUUCCAAUAUAGAGUUAAUUAAGUCGUGUAAGAAUCCCAAAAACUGCACCAAUGGCCUGAUAGAAGACAGUUGCGGUUGCUGCAAAGUCUGCGCUAAGGCCGAAAACGACAAAUGUGGAGGACCUUGGCAUAUGCAUGGGCGUUGUGGCAAAGGGUUAGUUUGCGUUAAACCCGAAAAUCGUCCCAAACACAUAUCGCUUCAACCCGAAGGUACAUGUAAACCUUUAAAAAAGGUACAAAGCUUAUUUGGAAUUAAUGUUUCGUGAACAUGCUGCCAAAAUUAUUAACUUUUAUCAUCACUUGUUACCUUUGUUUCCACGUUUAUUGUAUUCCUAUUUGCUUAUCUGUGAAAAUUAAAUACUGUGUUUAAAAAUAUGCAUUAAA
This is a messenger RNA of Centruroides sculpturatus (bark scorpion), 2773 nucleotides long. Its product is annotated as venom protein 302-like. NCBI's taxonomy places the organism in Eukaryota, Metazoa, Arthropoda, Arachnida, Scorpiones, Buthidae. The record is from RefSeq and is a predicted model, not a curated record. Gene Ontology annotation, molecular function: insulin-like growth factor binding. The transcript is spliced from 3 exons. Bases 2326 to 2655 code for a protein of 109 amino acids. Gene Ontology annotation, biological process: regulation of signal transduction; regulation of cell growth. Gene Ontology annotation, cellular component: extracellular region.